UACAAAUAUAAACUUGAAAGUUGCUCUGAACCCAAUCUGAUGCUGAUUGAUUAUAAAAAAAGCAUUAAAAUGUUCUGAACUCCAGGAUAACUCCAGUGGUUUUGAUGUUCUUCCUAUACUCAGUGUACCUGUCGAAACACGUGGGAAAUGGGCCAAUCUUUCCGCUGGUUUACGACACUUUCAACAACCCGUGCAAGAAGCAUUGGUGGGCGGUUUUCCUCUACAUCCAGAACUACUACAAUCGAGACGAAAUUUGUUGGGUGCAUCUUUGGUACCUUUCGGCCGAUUGGCAGCUCUUUUUGGCAGCCCCGCUGGUUCUAAUUCCGAUGGCCUGGCUGCUCAAACGCGGCUUUAAACUCGUGUUUACCGUCAUGGCUAUUCUUAAUGUGUUUUUUGUGCUUUUGGCCAUUUUCGUCAAACUGGUCUUUCCGAAUUUCGAUCCGGAACAUCUGGAAUAUGAUGCUCAUUCCAAGUUGGUCACUUACUUUAUGGGAGCGAUGUUUGGCAUUUGUUUGCGAUGCCAUCUCAAUAAACCAUAUGUUUUUAGAAGGGGCUGCAACCUAAUAAUGUGGGCUAUUUCCCUAUCAAUGCUGUUCGCAGCCACUUUGGUCCUUCAUGAGGUGAACAUCAAUCACAUCGAGUCUCACACAGUUAAAUCAAUCACCGAUGUACUAAUUAAACCGUUUUGGGCUUUGGGCCUGGCUUUUGUUAUUUAUGCCUGCACAAGUGGAUAUGGAGGCAUAGUUAACUGGCUGUUAACUGCCGGAUGGAUGCAGGUCUUGAGCAAGUUAACAUUUUGCAUGUACAUUACCCAUAUGCCAGUGAUCUUCUUAUGGAUCUCCAUAAGACGAACCAGGGAUCAUUUCACUGACUUUACUUUGUUUUUCUAUUGGUGCGGACACCUUAUCAGCACCAUUAUAAUCUCGGUCAUUUGGACGCUGAUGUUCGAGUCGCCUUUGAUCACCAUCGAACGGGUUCUGUUGGGCGGAGGAAAAAAGCCGAAGUCUUCACCCAAAGAAGAUAUACCCAAAGGAAAAAUCGUCAUUCUCCAUCAGAAACCCAUCGAGAAUGGAUACAUAUAGGGAAGCAUAUGUAAUUUUUAUUUAUUUUAGCAAUUGUAUGUAUACAGGGUUAUUCACGCUAUACG
Molecule: messenger RNA, 1147 nt
Organism: Dendroctonus ponderosae (mountain pine beetle)
Lineage: Eukaryota; Metazoa; Arthropoda; Insecta; Coleoptera; Curculionidae
Product: O-acyltransferase like protein-like
Exons: 7
Coding region: 105-1082 (325 amino acids)
Molecular function (GO): acyltransferase activity, transferring groups other than amino-acyl groups
Source: RefSeq, a predicted model, not a curated record